Messenger RNA from Parnassius mnemosyne (clouded apollo), 249 nucleotides. NCBI's taxonomy places the organism in Eukaryota, Metazoa, Arthropoda, Insecta, Lepidoptera, Papilionidae. The record is from the annotation of a GenBank genome assembly.
AUGGGAAAACACUUUGGUGAAUUAGCCAAAAUCAGGGGAUUGAUUACCUACAAACUGUCUCCACAUGAACAACGCGCCUAUGCUGGUGCCAUCUCAUUUGGACUUCCAAACCUUUUCCGCAGAUUUCGUGAAAAUGUGUUUAGAGUCGCUCCACCAUUCAUAGUUGCAUACCUAGUGUAUGAAGGAGUUGAAAGAGAGCAUCACAGGCGCAGCCGUAAAAAUCCCGCUGAUUUCGAAAAUGAUGAAUGA